Messenger RNA from Selaginella moellendorffii, 3142 nucleotides. Its product is annotated as BTB/POZ domain-containing protein SR1IP1. The coding region runs from base 105 to 2705 and encodes 866 amino acids. The record is from RefSeq and is a predicted model, not a curated record. The transcript has 4 exons. NCBI's taxonomy places the organism in Eukaryota, Viridiplantae, Streptophyta, Lycopodiopsida, Selaginellales, Selaginellaceae.
CACUUGAAAAUGCCCGGGAUGGACGUGUUUGUGUUUCUCCCUCCCUUCCCAUCUUUGUGUCUGAAGAAGAACGAGGAACUUCUCUAGGAUUGAAGAAUCAAGCCAUGGCCAGAGGUGUGCUACUGUCCCCCUCUUCCUCCUGUGAUCCACAGGCACAGGAGGAGCUGAUGCAACUGGAAGAGGAAGAUUUAUGUGCGGCGAUCGAGGAGUUCGCAAGGCCCGCGAGGAUGGAGACCAUCUUCGAGUCGUUUGAAGACGAGCCGGUGGAGCCAGAGAUGCUGUCCAGCCCUGGGGUAGCAGCAGAUGAUCGAUCAUCUGCUGUGGGAUAUCCGUCCCGCCAAGAGAAGGAGCUUGAUCGGGAGAGCAAGGAUGUGGGCAUGGUAGUGAUGCAUGAUCACGGCAAUGUCAAUGUGGCAUCGACAUGGUCCUCGUCGUCGACAUCCUGUUCUUCACCAUCCUCUGCCUCCUCCUCGCCCAGACUCCUCCUCCAGCAGAGCGUCUUGGCAUGGUGUGAGGCCACCGGAGCGGUAGCGAGGGUGAGAGUUCAUGUCCAAGGCGCGACCUUUGAGCUCCACGAGCUGCCGCUGGUGUCAAGGAGUGGGCUUCUGCGGCGAGUGCUCCAGUCGAAGAAAGCGAGCGGAGAGGUGGUAGAGGUGGAGCUGGGUGGCGACUUUCCUGGCGGCGCCGAGGCAUUUGGGUGGGCGGCGGCGUUUUGCUACGGCGCUCACAUCGUGGUGGAGCCGAGCAAUGUGGCCAUGCUGCGCUGCGCUGCCGAGUACCUGGAGAUGAGCGCGGAGAUGGGUCGGGGCAGCCUGGCGGAGCUGUGCGACAUGUACCUCACCAAAGUGGCGCUCCAGAGCUGGGAGGGCAGCAUCGGUGUUCUUGCCGCCGACAUCCAACGCCUCCUCCCGCUCGCCGACGAGCUCCUCAUUGUCACCCGCUGUGUCGAUUCACUCGCCUCCAUCGCUUGCACCCAGCUGGUGGACGACCAAGAAUCCAUUGCAGCUCCGGAGUGGUGGAUGCAACAGCUGGUGGAGCUCCCAUAUGCCUUGUUUGCGAGGAUCGUCGCUGCCACCCGGAGGCAAGGGAUGGCGGAGCGCGUCAUCGGGCAGCUCAUGAUCAAGUGCGUGGAGAGGUGGAUAUUUGGUCGUGGCGACGCGGACCAGCAGCACAAGAACAGGGACUACUACUUGUGGUGCGGCAGCCAGAGGCUGGAGAAGCUGGAGCAAAGGAGCGACAAGUGCCGGCUGCUAGAGUCCAUGGUACGCUUGCUGCCCGUGGAGAAGCAGCAGCUGCUCCCGGUGAGCUUCCUCUUCCGGCUUCUGCGGCAUGCACUGGGAGUCGGCGCUAGCACGGAAUGCCGGCUCCAGAUAGAGACCCGGAUUGCCUGUCAGCUGGAGCUUGCGAGCGUGGACGAUUUGCUACUGGGGCUGCCACUCAAGGAUGGUCGGACGUCAAAGGCUCAGCUGGAGAGUGCCCGCCAGAUUGGUUCGCUCUUUUUGCAGCAGCAGCAGCAGCAACAACAAGAUGAUCGUAAGCAAGGUGGUGGUGGAAGUCAUGUGUUUAGCAGCAGCAGGGACGAAACACUGCUUUUCUUCACCAACAUUGAAGCAGUGAAUACCGUUUCCAAGAUCUGGGAUGGUUAUUUGGAGUAUCUGGGAUAUGAUCCAGGGAUCAACCCUGUCACCUUGUCUGACCUCAUUGACGUCUUCCCGGCUUGUGCUCGGACAAGCCACGACCAGCUCUACAAGGCGAUCCAUGUCUACUUGAAGUCCCAUCCCCAUGUAACACACUCGGAGCGACUGCUCGUGUGUAGGAGCCUCAAUUGCCAGAAGCUGUCCCAAGAGGCGUGCAUUCACGCCGUGCAAAACGAGCUCAUGCCCCUGAGGACUAUCGUGCAAGCUAUGUUCAUGGAGCAGCUUCAGAGCCGCCAUCACUCGUCGCCAGCACCGCCAGUGCCCCCCAGCGGAGAGCUUCCCAGCCACGACACGUCUGUUGCUUGUUCUAGUCCCGAGCCUUGCAAAGACAUCCGUGUCUCAUCCUCCGUAGCCACCACCAACACAAACGGCAGGAUCGCGGCCGAGGCAGCUCCGAAGAGAUCAUCCAGCCAUCGGUUCCACCGCGAGCAGUUCAGCGGCUCCACCCAGGCGCAGCCCGAUGAUAGUAGCAAGUGCCCUUCGUCCGACUUCCCUUACGUCGUGGAUUCUCAGCACAACACCAGGGCCUUGUAUGUCAACCGUGACUUUGAAGCAGCCAAGUCGCGACUCAAGCACCUCGAGAAGGAGCUUGCGCAGGUGAAGAAGACGCUGCAACAGAACAAAUGCCCGGGCAUGGAGCACUUAAACGCAAGCGGCCCCAAUGCUCACAAGAAGGCCUCCUACUCGACAAACUGUAUAGGCCAAAUGUUGCACAGCCAACGGGCCGGCAUCAACUUUGGUCACAGGCUGCUCAAGACUUUUAAAAAGCUCGGGCUGGGGAGCUUGUGGAGGGGCAAAUACAAUGCGUGCUAUGACGUUAGCAAUACCACCACCACCUCCACCGACGUGGACGAAGAGGAACAGCACCGCUCCACAUUCACAAGUAGUACUAAUGAGUUUGAAGCUCUUCCUGCAAGAUCCGGUACGAGGCCCGCCACUCCAAACAACAAUCUAUCCAGUGGCCAAAGGCGUCCUUGCCAGCACCAUCGCAGUCACUCUGUUUCUUGAGCUGAAGUAUCUCUCGCAAGCAAAGCAAGCGCUCAGAUUGACCAAACUCAAUUCAAUGAGUGCUAUUUUGGUGGUAUUAAAAGCUUGCUUGGUAUAUCACAAGCAAUGCAGGAGCAGGACGGACGGAUGGACGGCGAACGAGCUCGUGUCAUUUCUUUCCCUGCCAUGGCCAAUUUUUAUUGUCGAACAGUGUGUGAAGCAUCGCCCUUGGAUGUUGCAAUGAACUUUAGCUACCAGGAUUUUCGGCAGGGAUCCUGCCUGAUCCUGGCGAAUGUGAAUUGAGUGCCCGUGAUGUUGAACCGCCACAAACAAAAGAUCUUCUUUACUUGAAAUUUUGGCUUAUGGGAAGUUGCUUUCAAGCAUUAAAGAUCGUCUCGUUGCUUUGUGUAAGACAGUACACGUUAAGUGUCCGCGUCCAAUCCAUCCACCUCCAAGUG